AUGUCCAAAGCAAAACGAGAAGUAGUUCUUGAUGUUAAUGAUUUAUCCGAAAUGGGUACUUCUCUGGAAGAAGAAAAUGAUGCACCACCAAAACAAUUACCAAAGCCAUUAGCUGAAUUGAAAGAAUAUGUUGAUUCUAAAUUCUGCUACUAUUCACAACCUGUAGGAGAAUCUGAAAUCAUCAGUGUUGAGCCAAAGAUUGCUUAUCAGUGUUCUAUGAAAAUACUUGUAGAAUCAAGAAAGUUACGUAUGAAAACACAACCGUAUCCAUGGAAAACUGAAAGGGUUUUGGGAAGCCGUGCACUGGGUCGCCUUACCGAGGACACGGAAAUAACUGGCGAAGCCAUCGGAAAUCUAUGGACUGAUUAUUCUGUCCCUGUGCCGUCCACUGAUAAAUCUAAACAAGUUUUUGCUUUAUCUGAAAGUACAAGCUACAGCAGAUGUAGUAAUUGUCGAGCAAAAUGCAUUGUUUCAUGUUCAUCCUGUAGUGGUAGCGGUGGAAAUUCUUCGUAUGGUGAUAAUGACUUAAAAUGCACUGGUUGUAAAGGUUCAGGUAAAAUGAGGUGCCCUAAAUGCCGUGGUAAUGGAGGAUUUCGCCAUGUGCCAACAUUGACAGUUAAAUGGUUUACAUGUCAAACUUUAUGGUUUUAUCAAAAUUCCUUUUUACAUGAGAAAAAAAUUCGUAAGGGAGAACGAACAUGUAUUUGGUCGGUAAAUCACAUUCCGUGGUCAAAAUCAUCAUCAAUAGAAGCAUGUAUUCAGACAAUACAUGACGACACUCCGGAUAUUCCUUUAAAAGCAAAUAUUAUCAGAGAUUAUUAUGAAAAACAAUUUAAUCCAAUGCAAUAUAAAGAUAAUGAAAUGCGACGAUUAGAUUUUUCUGUAGAACGAAUGAAUUUUGAAGAAGUUUGUUAUACAAUGGGAGAAAGUCAUGUCAAUAAACGAGAGCCAACAUUAGACAACACUUUUCGAUUCUGUCGAUAUCCUGUGUUUGGUGAACAAACUGCUAUCUACGAAAAUGAUUAUCCAUACAACUGUUGUGGCUGUUUUGGAGGAAAAACAGCCUGGUAUGCACCCUGUUGUACAAUUCUAUAA
Molecule: messenger RNA, 1095 nt
Organism: Adineta steineri
Lineage: Eukaryota; Metazoa; Rotifera; Eurotatoria; Adinetida; Adinetidae
Source: the annotation of a GenBank genome assembly